Molecule: messenger RNA, 638 nt
Organism: Contarinia nasturtii (swede midge)
Lineage: Eukaryota; Metazoa; Arthropoda; Insecta; Diptera; Cecidomyiidae
Product: pheromone-binding protein-related protein 6-like
Exons: 5
Coding region: 4-459 (151 amino acids)
Biological process (GO): sensory perception of smell
Molecular function (GO): odorant binding
Source: RefSeq, a predicted model, not a curated record
AAAAUGAAAUUUAUUGCAUUUUCGCUAUUUGUGUUUGUAACACUGUUACAGUUGGGUCAGCUAAAUGCCCGUGAAGUGCUCCGUAACGGCCAAUGGCCUCCACCAGAGCUUCUGAAGCAUGUUGCACCAAUUCGAACGAAAUGCCAAGCUCAAAUUGGUAUCAGUGAUGAGGCUAUCAAAGAAUAUGAUGUCGGCGAUAGUCUAGAAGCCAAACAAUCAGUUAAAUGUUAUAUGGCGUGUUUAUUCCGGGAAUUCAAUGCGAUUGCUCCGAAUGGCGAUGUGAAUAUAAAAGCACUCGAUCCGUUCUUUGCUGGACUGAAUGACGAACUCAAAACGUCUGUUUAUAAAGUAAUUGCCGCUUGCCCGGAGAAUAUUCCUGGAGAAGACGAUUGCGAAAGAAUCUAUCUUUAUAGUAGUUGUUUGAAGAGAACGGGCCCAAAGUUUUACUUUUUGCCUUGAUUCGAGUUGCUCUCAAUCUCUGAAUGCAGUCAUUUCUCCCUGGCUGUGACUUGAAAUCGGAAUAGGAGACAUAAAACAAAGAUGAUGAUGAUUUUAUUUCAUGAUUGCAACAAAUCUAAAAAAAACUUUUUUUACUAAUAACUUGCGGAUAACUUUUAAUAAAUUGUAUGAUUGGCGCC